CUGAACAUUUGGAUCCCAUGCUCAUUCAACAGACGAAAAAAUGUGAGUGAUGCUUUUGAAACUUGGAGGGCCCUAGUCCCUGCAAGAUGUUCAGCCUUUCUUGUUCAAUUUGAUAUCAUUCACCUUCCGAGGUUGUUCCGAUUUCUUCAACGUACUUUUGCGCAAUUAAUUUCAGUUUUACGAGCUCCUAAAAGUAAAGAAGGUUAUGCUGCUAUUGGAGGUGGUUCGCCAUUGCGUAAAAUAACAGAUGAGCAUGUUUCAGGGCUGAGUAUCAUUUUAAUAGCAAGUGCAUUAAAAUCGGCACUAGAAGCUAAAGAAUUUUCUGCAAAUAGGACUAUGUUGCCCUGCGGUACUGGCAUCCACUCACUCAGGAAGCUGUCCAUCAGGCAAGUUACUCACCUGAGCCUCCUGAUAAUUCUGAUAAACGACGAAGGUCAAAAUAGGAAUUGCGCUGCUUUCUUGCUAAAGAACAAGAAGACUUACCUGUUAGAUUGCUCGGCCGAAGCUAGAGCAGAUGAACGGCCAUUCGGCCGGAGAAACAGAGCGAGAGAUAAACAUCCGGCAGCUCAAGGACUCCUUUUGGGCCUAAUCCGUAGCAGCACUGUGAAACGGGCCAACCCAGCCCGGACCGAUGGGCCCUCUGCGGGCUCGCCGAAGACGGCUCAAGGCCUCGACAAUCGCCUAGGCCUUGAGGUUCUCGUAGGAAUAUUGGAAAUAGCUGGUUGCGCUCGAAAA
This is a messenger RNA of Striga asiatica, 735 nucleotides long. Lineage: Eukaryota; Viridiplantae; Streptophyta; Magnoliopsida; Lamiales; Orobanchaceae. The record is from the annotation of a GenBank genome assembly.